AUGUCAGUUGAAAUUGAAACUACUAGUAACAGUCCAGUAAUUGCUAUGGACUCUUUAACAUCACCUUCGAAGAAGCUUGAGAAGCAUGACGCGGUGCUGCUGCUACUGCUGCUGCUGCUGCUGCUGUCGUCUGCUGCAGCGGGCUCUGGCUCUGGCCCAAAGGGCAUAACUUUUUCUGGGGAAACUUUUGCAGUUCCAGAAACUCACGAUAUGGUAAAGACCUUGUUUGAUCCGUCGUUGCAUAAAUCAAAUUCAGAAUUGGCAAUCUUGGCCUGCUUGUGUGCCAAUCUUCUUGUAUUUUUGAUCCCACUGAAUCAAGCACGAAUUGUCAUCUUUGUGGCAAUGUACACCUUUUGGAGACUUUCUUACAACUUUGGUAUCGGGUGGUUGUUGCAACAACAAUCAAAGCACAAUAGGUUGGUAUCUUGGGCCAAAGAGGGCAAAUUGUUUGACACAAACAACACCCUGUUUAGGGCCCAAUUGGUCCAAAACGAACUCAAAUCGCAACGUGGUAAGGAUUACGAUAUCUCGUCGUUACCCAUUGAGUUCAAUACCUGGCUCAUUUUUAGAAAAUUGGUUGACUUGAUAUUGAUGUCAGAUUUUGUCACUUUUUGUUGCGUUGUUUACACUUGCUCUUUAGCGGAAGACUUUUCCAAUAGCUGGACUGUAUAUUUGAGAGUGCUUGUUGGGUCAAGUUUGAUCUUGUUCAAUUUGUGGGUUAAAGUUAAUGCUCACAACACAAUAAAGGAUUAUGCUUGGUACUGGGGUGACUUCUUUUUCAGACAAAUUAAUAAUGAAGAAUUGAUAUUUGAUGGAGUGUUUGAAAUGGUUCCACAUCCAAUGUACUCAGUUGGGUAUAUCGGAUAUUAUGGAUUUGCAUUGAUUGCUAAAUCUUACACAGUGUUGGCAAUUUCCAUUUUUGGUCAUUUCUUGCAAAUGAUUUUCCUUCAUUAUAUUGAAAACCCCCAUAUCGAUAAAAUCUAUGGCCCAUCCAAAAACGAAAUUAAUUUAAUCAAAAUUUUGAAAUUAAAAGACUUGAAACAUUUUGAAAAUAUGCCACCAUUGGUUGGGUUUUACAACUUCAAUUGGAUGAGAGCUAGUGAUGUAUUGAAUUUGAUUUUAAUUUCAACUUAUGGGAUCAUUAUACCAAUUUUGUCUAAAAAUUCAUACAAGUUGUUCUUUGCAUUGACUGUGGCUACAAAGUUGUUUGAAAGUUUUGUGAUCAAUACGUUAUUGCUUUUGCAAAGUUAUUCUAAAUACUUCACCAAGUGGUGUCUUUCAAAUGACAUCCCAGUUGAGAAGUCGCUCAAUAAUUGGGCAAUUUUGUACAACUCGUUGAUCAACUUGACUUACUCGUCAUUAUUUGGUAUGAAUUUGGCACACGUUCUCCAAGGUACAACCGAAGUAUUUUUCCAUGAUUUUUUCUACUUGAGAGUACUUAUUGGAUGCUUAUUGAUUGCAACUCAAACUUGGAUCAAUGCGUCCAUUAUUGAUCUGAUUGGCUAUUUUGGUUACUUUUAUGGUGAUUUCUUCAUUGCCAAAUCGCACCACUUGACCAAAGCCGGUGUGUAUCGUUACUUGAACAACCCGGAACAAAUCUUUGGUGUUUGUGGAGUCAUGGGCGUUUUCGUUAUCUGGCCAACUUUUGAGAAUUUGGUUUGUUGCAUCUUGUGGGUGGCAAACAACUUUGUUCGUAUCAACUUUAUCGAAAAAUUCCAUAUGCUUAGAGUGUAUGGUGAACAGGAGGUGAAUCAGGAUUCCGGAGUCACAAAAACUUUCAAGAAACAUUUAAUCCCCGAUGUCAUUCAAAGAAGAAUCAGUAAUGAUGAACCACUGAGGAGGAGCAGAAGAAGAAGCAGUCAUCCCGCAUCUGGCAUUGCUGAGUCAUUUGAAAAUUUCAUCAAGGAUUUACAAAACUCAUCGGUCAAGUUGUCAAAGCAAAAAUUGAUUGAAUUGUCGCAAAAUUUGUCAUUUGCCAACUCUGACUAUAAAUUGACCCUUCCUGAUUUGAAAACUGAUUCGACAACCAACUCCAAAUAUAUUACUAUUGGGACGCCAAUCAAAGUCAAUUGGCAAUCACCUGCAGCCACUCACUCGCCAAAGGACUGGAUCGGAUUAUACAAGAUCCUGCAAACUUCAUACUCAAGAAACAAGACUUUGCUUUCUUCAUCUGGAAGAUGGGGAAAUUGCGAAACUCCGAAUGGAUCACUCACGUUUGCCAAAGAGAAGUUGUUUUGGGAACAAGGUGUUUACGAAGUAAGAUACCAUUUGGACUCCGGGCAUGAUGUUGCAUACAUUUCCGAACCAUUUGAAAUCAGAACUACACACAUUGAUGUGCCUACUAAAGAAUCAUCAUUGGAUGAAUUUGCAAAGCAGUUGAAAACUGAGGUAUUUGAUAAGGUGCUUGAUAUUGAUUCAAUUAACACUUCUAUACAAUCAAUAGCCACACAAUCUGACUCCAAUGUGUUGGAAUUGUAUCAGUUGUUAAGUUCAAUUGUGUCACAAGCUACAAAUAUUCGCAUCAGUUCGAAAAUCUAUCUAAAUCAUGAUGAUACUUCCAUCAAGGACGUGGCGAAUAGAUUAUACGAAAUCAAUCAAAUCCUCAAUGAUUUGUCGUACGAUAUGAGCAUAAAAAAGAAUGAAUAA
Messenger RNA from Lodderomyces theae, 2646 nucleotides. It is a transcript of the gene CHO2, whose product is annotated as phosphatidylethanolamine N-methyltransferase. The transcript has a single exon. NCBI's taxonomy places the organism in Eukaryota, Fungi, Ascomycota, Pichiomycetes, Serinales, Debaryomycetaceae. The record is from RefSeq and is a predicted model, not a curated record. Gene Ontology annotation, molecular function: phosphatidylethanolamine N-methyltransferase activity; oxidoreductase activity, acting on the CH-CH group of donors. The coding region runs from base 1 to 2646 and encodes 881 amino acids. Gene Ontology annotation, biological process: phosphatidylcholine biosynthetic process.